AUGAAAUAAGAAAGAGUUGCACCUAAGCCUUAGUUCGGGAUUUUAAAGCAGCAAUAACCAUCCUUUCCAGAUGAUGUAUUGUCAUAUAACAGCAGCAAAUCGAUGAAGCUAUCAAACGAUGCAACACUUAAAGUUCGUUAUGAUCGAUUUGGAAAUGUCAUCGAUAAGGCAAGACGAGAUCAUUAGAUCUCCUUUAGAGAUAGAGUUACAAAACAAUAAAAGGUCUAUGACUUAUUCUUGUUUGAUUUGUUUAAAGUUGAAUAGUUGUAAAUUGAGAAUCGGAAAAAAUAAUAAAAUAAGGGUUGGUGUUGCUCGAUUUAAUGA
Messenger RNA from Paramecium tetraurelia, 324 nucleotides. RefSeq lists its product as uncharacterized. NCBI's taxonomy places the organism in Eukaryota, Ciliophora, Oligohymenophorea, Peniculida, Parameciidae. The record is from RefSeq and is a predicted model, not a curated record. The transcript has a single exon.